Messenger RNA from Eucalyptus grandis, 639 nucleotides. RefSeq names its product autophagy-related protein 8i. Lineage: Eukaryota; Viridiplantae; Streptophyta; Magnoliopsida; Myrtales; Myrtaceae. Bases 89 to 448 code for a protein of 119 amino acids. The record is from RefSeq and is a predicted model, not a curated record. The transcript has 5 exons. Gene Ontology annotation, biological process: cellular response to nitrogen starvation.
UCUACUUCCUUCCCACCUUUCCAGACUCUUCUUCCUUCUCCCUACCUAUCUCUCUCUCUCUCUAGUUUCUGCGCAGAGGAUCGGGAAGAUGACCUCCUUCAAGGACGAGUUCACAUUCGAGGAAAGGUUGGACGAGUCGCGCGACAUCAUCGCCAAGUACCCCAACCGCGUCCCCGUAGUUGUGGAGAGAUAUUCGAGAACGAAACUUCCUGACAUGGAGAAAAAGAAAUUUUUGGUUCCUCGAGACAUGUCCGUCGGACAGUUCAUCUACAUCUUGAGCAGCAGGCUUCGCGUGCCUCCUGGAAAAGCUCUGUUCGUCUUUGUAAAGAACACACUGCCGCAGACAGCCAGUUUGAUGGACUCUGUAUAUGAAUCAUAUAAGGACGAGGACGGAUUUCUGUACAUGUGUUACAGUAGUGAGAAAACCUUUGGCUCGCAAAUAAUGUAGAUGUGUGGAUAACGGCAUCUUGUGAACUUGAAAUGUGUCAAUUCAUUUAAAUUACAUUGUACACCACAUGUUGCAUUGCUAGAUAUUCAAUGUCUAUUUGGUGUAAUUUCCUUUUUUGCCUUUGUGAGGCUCACUCAAUCUCUGCUCAAGCCUCAAUAUACACAAGUAAUUGUUUACGUUCUUUCUCUUCU